AUGACUCCAAACGGCGGCUACGUUAUGUCUCUAUUGGUUUUAUUCUUCGCUAUAUUCAAAAGUACGUUGGGGCAGAACUGGGCCUUCGAAAUCGAUAAAGACCCAUCAUCCAAAGAUUAUCCCCGGGACUCACUUUCAAAUUUUACUGAAUUUGCGAGAAAUUAUGGAUACACAGCUGAAGAACAUACCGUAAUAACAGAAGAUGGGUACAUCUUGUCGGUGUUCCGGAUACCGAAGGGCAAAAAUUGUAGAGGAAAGAUAAGGCAACCCCCGGUGUUGCUUAUGCACGGGCUGUUACAGAGUUCGGAUUCUUGGUUAGACGCCGGUCCAUCAGCUGGCCUCGCGUUUCUUAUAUCGGACGCGUGCUAUGAUCUGUGGGUUGGAAAUGUGCGUGGCACGUAUUAUGGAAGAAGAAAUGUUCGUCUCAAUCCAGAUACAGACCCACAAUUUUGGAAUUUUACCUCGCAUGAAAUGGGAAAAUUAGACGUUCCAGCUAUUAUUGACUACAUGCUGAGCGAGACGGGAUUUUCGGAAUUAAAUUAUGUUGGGUUCUCACAGGGUGGCCGGAUAUUUUUCAUCAUGUGCUCCGAAACUUCUGGGUACUGCGACAAAAUAAAAGUUUCCAUAAUGCUAGCUCCAGCGGCAAGAGUAAAGUAUAUGAGAUCUGUACUUGUACAGUUGUUAACUCGGUUUUAUCCGGUAGUAGAACCACUUUUUAGUCCACGUGAGUUGGAAGUUUUUCAAAAAGGAGGAUUUAUUCAAAAACAGGCUUCUUUCUUUUGCAAAGAUAAUAUUUUGGCAGGAACUGUGUGUAGAGCAGCGUUGACUUUAAUCGAUUCUUAUGAUCCAGGCUCAAUAUUAACUCAAACGAUAAGAGUGUUGUUUGGACAUUUUCCUGGUGGAACGUCAGCUCGAAAUUUAGCUUUCUAUGGUCAAACUGGAAUGGCAGGUAGGUUCCAAAAGUACUAUUAUGGCCCAAGUAAAAAUUUGGAAUUGUAUGGCAGCGUUCAACCACCUCUUUAUAACCUCAAUCGUACCAAUAUUCCUGUUGUAUUAAUAUAUAGUGAAAACGAUAUAUUGGUCGAUUCGAAGGCUGUUCUAUGGCUUUCGACUCAACUGCCAAAUGUGUUAGAAUCUUAUCAAGUAAGCCGGCUAACAUGGACUCACUUCGAUAACUGCUAUAGUCAAUACACAAACGAAACAAUUUUUCCAAAAAUCCAUGAAUAUUUACAGAAAUAUAGUAAAGAUGUUUCUGUAUAA
This is a messenger RNA of Parnassius mnemosyne (clouded apollo), 1260 nucleotides long. The record is from the annotation of a GenBank genome assembly. NCBI's taxonomy places the organism in Eukaryota, Metazoa, Arthropoda, Insecta, Lepidoptera, Papilionidae.